Psylliodes chrysocephalus is the source of this 849-nucleotide messenger RNA. Lineage: Eukaryota; Metazoa; Arthropoda; Insecta; Coleoptera; Chrysomelidae. The record is from the annotation of a GenBank genome assembly.
AUGGACAAACAACGAAAACGUUCUGCCAACUUUACAGAACAUGAAAAGGAGGUUCUAGUUACACUUGUUCAAAAAUAUUUUGAUAUUAUUGAAAAUAAAAAAACAAACGCUGUAUUUAAUAAGAAGAAAUUGGAAUGCUGGGAAAAAUUAGCUUGUGAAUAUAAUUCAACAUCUACGAGCGGAUUGAGAACUGGUGUCCAACUGAAAAGUGCUUAUGAGCAGUUCAAGAAAACUGCUAAACAGCACAAGGCACAAGACAAGGUAGAAUUAUUAAAGACUGGCGGAGGUACCUUCACACCAACCAUUACGGAUUUUGACAAUAAAGUUUUAAAUAUAAUAAAAGAUAAUUAUUUUUAUAUAAAUAAUCAAUUUGACUCCAAUAAUGAAGCAUUGAAUAUUCCAUCCUCCAGUAAAGAACCAGAUGACACUGAUGUGAAUACAGAAAAUAUUAUUAUUAUGUAUGAAAACUAUGAAGACAAUAAGAAUAUACUUACUGACAUUAUGCCAAAAAACGAAGAUCCUUUAUCAAAAAAAAAGAAAGUAUGUAAGUCAAAUGUGAACUCCAUUGAAGUGGAGGAAAAUGGUGAGCGUGAGCCAUCAAAGACUGGAGGAAUUCAGAAGAAGACUAAAAAAGAACCAUCUCAUUGGAAAACAACCGAUUCCAUUAACAAAAAAAAGUAUGAAAUCCUGCAGAAAAAAUAUAGCAUUUUGGAAUUGAUAGCAGAAACUGAAAAAGAAAAUUUAGAAGGGAAGAGAAUUGAAACUGAAAUAAAAGAAAUUAUUAAGCAACGAGAAAUGCUUGAACUAGAAAUAAAAAAAAAAGAAUACAAUAAUCUUGUGUCAGAGUAA